Brienomyrus brachyistius is the source of this 5762-nucleotide messenger RNA. RefSeq lists its product as uncharacterized. The record is from RefSeq and is a predicted model, not a curated record. NCBI's taxonomy places the organism in Eukaryota, Metazoa, Chordata, Actinopteri, Osteoglossiformes, Mormyridae. The coding region runs from base 3914 to 5158 and encodes 414 amino acids. The transcript is spliced from 2 exons.
UGAUGUUGACGCAUUUUCAGCAUCAAUGUCAACAUCUGCGGCGACUAAUCGCAGCAUCCUAGGUUGCACAAUUUAGUGAAGUAAGUUCAGACUUUAUGCAGGUGCCAGUCAUUAUGCAAAAUUAGUGUAAUUGGAAUCCCAGAAUGCUUUGUGGUGUGUCAAGACGUGACAAAUCUCAAUACCAAGAAGGCAAAGACCAUAUUUGUGUUCUUGGCAAGACCAGUCUUGCUAACUUGCCAUGCAAGAGCGAACUUGGGGGGCAAUGAAUCAUGAGAUUAGUCUCAUUUGAUGAGGAUGCCACCAAUGUAUUCUUGAUAUUUGGGGUGGAGCAAGACCACAUCUGGAGAAUAUUUAUCGUCCUCUGUACUUAUGUUCUUAAUAUUGGAUCUGGUCUUUGGAAAUGGAAGAUGACUUAAAACAGGAACACAAGUAAGGUAAAGUAAGCAUAUUCAUAUUCACCAGUGGUACGAUCUUAAUGUCACAUACUACCUGGCCAGCAUUUUUCUGUCAAGGGUCAGCUGAUACCUGUUGUUCAUGGUAAAAAUAGAGCUUGAUGCCAGACUGAAAGGUUUUCCCCAGAAGGCUACCAGAAUAAGGCCAGAUCUCACAAGCCUGAGUCGUAUUGUUAUGGAAGGCAGUUUUCAACAGGCCUGUGCUUAAUUCUUCGGUAUCUGUGAAAUAGAUUAGUGGUAUUUUUAAAGCAAGAAAUAAAAACGCAUGUCACAUAGCACUUUUAGUUGUUAACAUUUUGUUUUUCUUUAUGGAGCAACCCUCGUUUUGUCAGUCUGUUUAAUACAUUUCCACCAGUUACUAUGUGUGUGUUAUGUGUUAUUUUUGAGGCUGCCAGCACAUGCUGUAAAAGUGCUAGUAACAUAGUGUGUGUGUCAUACAAGACAUAUUUAAUGUCAAAGGGUGAACUUUGUUUGGUAAUUUCAGUGAAUAUUCACUUGCUGGGCUCAUUAUUUUGAAAUUGUUAAAUGAACAGGGCUUUGUACCAAUCCCAGACUCUCAAGUUUUAUUAUUCAAAUGUGUGGUUCAUUGAUCUGUAUGAAUAUUCGUUAUGUAUGUGUAGAAUCUAUUCAGCCACCCAUGAACACGUCAGUUUGUCCAGUCAGGGUCCUGUUGUUGCAGGCAGUCCCAGGCAGGAUAAAGGCAGGUGUUCUCCCAGACCUGGAUACAGGAGCCACCUCCUCCCCCCACCCUCCACCUCCCCUGUCUGCCACUGGUCAGUCUAAAGUUAACAGUUUAGCUCACAGCCUCUUGUUGAACUGUGGGAGAAACCCUUAACAACACAAGAGCACACUACUUCCUGACAGACACACACUCUGACUGCUGCUGUCACUCUAUUAAAUGAAUGUUUAUUAUUAUGACUGUCUUGGUAGUAACUGUAAUUGAAAGUAAAGCACUCAAGCUAUCAUCUAGAGGACAACUGGCUCAGAUGUGUGUAGUGAGCUAGUUAGCUCUACAUCUGCAGUUCUGUGCUUGCAGAAUUCCUCACAGCCUGAGCUGAGCUGAGCUAUACAAAGAUACCUAUUAUGCCUCAGUUAUAUUCUAUAUAGAUGUCAUGAAGCUAUGUAACCAAUAAUUGCAGUGUAUUGCAGCUAAUCUCCUGAGACAUGUUGGCCUCUUUGUGCAAUGUGAGCCACAUGAUUUGAAUCAGACAUCUUCUCCUCUGUAAAUUAUAACUAGAAGAGUUUCUGUGUCAUGCAUUUCUGUCAAAUUGAUGGCAUGUAGGUACAUGCUCAGGACACUGGGAUCUCACAGACAUUUGAGGUCCUUUUAUCUUUGAACUGCAGCGGUCCAGUUGAUGAUGUGCAGUUCCAGAGUCUGUUGUCUUUAUAGAAAACAAAGUUUCUUGGUUUUCUGCAAUGUGAUAAGCAAUGCCUGCAUUGUAUUCCUGGACGGGAAAUAAAAAUGGUUUUGGGAACGGUCCAUACACAUUUAGUGUGAUAACUCAAAAAUUAUCUGAAGGAUCUUUGCACACAUACUGUAUGAGUGAACUGAAUUGAAGUAAUGCUGCUUACUCGCAGUAAAGGGAAGGGUGACUGCAGAUGGCAUUUGACCUUGUGAAUGUGAUAAGCCAAAAAUAUUCAAUGGAUCUUCUUAUUACUUCACAAAAAUAUUAUAUGGAUGAAGAUUGACACCUGGUUUUAUUUUCAUACAAAUUGCACCAAAGGAAGGAAUUGGCAUAUAUAGGAGAAACUUGGUCUUGUGAACACAGUAACUGUAAACGUAUUUCAUGGAUCUUUUCCAAUCUUUGCAGGUAUAUUGAAAGGGUGAGAAACUGGAAUUUUGAUUACAUUAGUGUUAUAACUGAAAAUUAUUUGACAGAUCUUUUUUAACUUUAACUUUUUUAAAACAUAAAUUGAGAAAUGAGUGCAACAAAAAAAUAUGCUGUGCUCUCUUAAUUUUUUCAAUGGCUGUAUGUUUAAAAAUCAAUUUAAAGUUUACCUCCACUGCUUAUGCAUGAGCACUGCAUGUCAUAAAUGUCACCCUGGCAGUUUAAAUCACUCCUAGAUGGGUUUAAGAGAAAUUUCAGAACUCUAUUUUACUUUAUUAAUACUACAGUAUUUUUUACAACAAAAUCACAUUGCUAUAUUUACAACAAAAUAUGCAUGCUGUCCUAGUCCAUUAAACAAUACGUUAAAGUAUAUUAAUCUUUUCUUGUAUCUGUCUUUCCGACCAGACCGCAUUAUUAUUAUUUUUUACUUUGUUUAUCGUUGUUUUCUGAGUUCCUAACUUUUUUUAAGAUUGCGGUUGUGUUGUGCUUCAGAGGCAGGCUAUAGUUUCCCAUUCCUAGGUUAUUUGCCUAGCCAAUCAACAAAAAAUGUGUUUCAGGUCCUACCCCAAAGUACCAAAGAAGUACCCCAGCAUGGUUCUAUUAUAAAAUAGGCUUUGUAUUAUUGAUUUUGCCCAUCUGUAGGCUUAUGUAGGUGUUAUAAGCAUGUUUAAGGUAGGCUAGGCUAGGGUAUGAUGUUUGUUAGGUUAGGUGUAUUGUGUUAAAAUGCAUUUACGCCUUAAGAUUUUUUCGCCUUGCGAUAGGUUUAUCAGAAUGUAACCUCAUCAUAACCCGGCGAGCAUUUGUAUAUGUUGAGGCUCAUUAACCAAUACUGAUUGACACAAAUAUACUACCAAAGUCCAUUAGCCAACAGACACUGAAUGACACUAAUAUACAUCAAUGGCUCAUUAACCUACAGACAUUGAAUGACACUAGAUAAAUUAUGAAAGACUUGAUGUUUACCGCAUCAAAUUAGAAAUGACUGCAAUUGUAAUCCAGCUCAGAUACUCACUGCAAAAAAAUGAUCAUUACGCCAAAAAUGUUGGCUUUCCACAGAACCUGUCUAAAUGACGUAAAACGGCAGCACAAAAUUGCUGAAACAAACAGAACCUGGGUCUUCCUUAAUUUCGGAUUAAAAAGCUGCCUUCGUUUUGUGCAUUUUCAUUGGCUAAUCUUUGAAUUGCAUUUGUCAUUUUGUUGUUAUUCUGGUUGAAUGCUCUUUUAUGAUGAAGCCUGAAAAAGGGAUGUUAUCACUCCAUUCUGUUGUCUCUGGAUAUCAAUGUAAAGCAAAGACGAAGUUGGGUCUGCGUGCCGAAUUACAUCUGACAGACACGACACAUCCCAAUAGGAGACAUUUCAAAGGACUUCGCGUUGCAUGUGCCCCUCGACUCUUUACCCAUCGGUCAUACAGAGCUCAAACUAAUAACGGCAUGUUGCUGUCUCUCGCUUUCUCUCUGUCUAGCAGUUGAAAAUGGGGGGGAUCUACCUGUUUGGUCGAGCCCCUGGAACGUGACCGCACGGGACAGGGAGGCCACGCUGGCACUUAUAGAGCAUUACGGGUCAGCAGACAUCCAGGGUUUGCUAAGUGAUAGGAGCACCAAAACCAAACAGGUGUUUGAGAUCAUAGCAGGCCGGAUGGCGGUGCAAGGCUUCCUCAUCAGCGGGGAUGCUUGGAAAGCAGGUGAACGCUGCUUCCAGAAGUGGCGCAACAUGGAACGGACAUACAAGGACUAUGUCCUGGCCCGGCGCAAGACUGACGCUGGCCGGCGAAAGCAGCCCGAGUUCUUUGAGCAGUUCCAUGCCCUCAUGGGCCAGCGGCUGAGCUCGAAGCUCGCAACAGUGGCGACCAGCUCACUCCCACUGGGAGACACAUCCGAAUCCAGCAUAACUGAUGGAUCUCCCACCCCCUCCACCCCCCUGUAUACCAUAGUGGUCCCGGCCAGUAGCUCCAUCACAGUCGGCAUCCCUUCCAACACAGGCUCCGAAGCAGAGAACUGUGUGCAGGCAGGUACAACAGAGACUCGUUUGGGUAGGAAAUGGACAAAGGACAGGGUCCCACAGCCCAAACUCCUCCAGUCACAUGGGCAGAAGGACAGUGAGGCAGAACAGCGUGUCCAAAAGGCAAAGAGGAGGUCUUUGCUGGGUGAAAGCAAAGCUGUUGAAAAUGGCAUGGUUCUACCCGUGUGGUCGGACCGUAAGGUCAGCAACCAGGACAUGGAGGCCACUGAAGCUCUGGUGCAGCUUUAUGGGUCUCCGGAGAUCCAGGGUCUGAUUAAGGAGAACAAAACCAGGACCAAGAAGAUUUUUGAGAUCAUCGCCAGUCGCAUGGAGGAGCAGGGCUUUACCAUUGGCGAUGGGCCCAAAAGAGCUGGGGAGAGAUGCUUCCAGAAGUGGAGAAACCUGCUGCGGGCUUACAAAGAAUAUGUUUCUCAUCCCAUGAGGCCUGACACCGCCAAGAGGAGGCCGCCCCCUUGCUUCGAACAGCUCCACAGCCUUGUAGGCCACAGGGUGGGUCUCCAGUUACCGGCUGCCAAUGACUUCCCCACCCCUGACGGGGCAGAUGAUGCAGAGGUGGAAGGUGCCUGCCAGCCCAUGCUCAACAUAGUGGAGGUCCCCGACAGCCCCCUGAACAGGGUUAGUCCCCCGUCUGCCACCUCCUUCCAUACUGGAGAAGGUUUUACCAGAGGCCAAAAGCGGAGGAGGCUCAGUGAUGUAGCCAUGCUGCUUCAGGAGUACAGGGAGGACGCUAGGAGGAGGGAGCGCGAGAGAGACAAGAAGACGGAGGAGAACUUUCAACAGCUGCUCUGCAUCUUGCACCAACAGCAUACUGAGAGGAUGACCAUGAUGAGGGACCUGAUUAAUGCUGUCAAGAAGACAUAAAUCCCUUGUUUACGCUGAAUCUUGCAUUUUAUACACAUUAUUUUAUAUAUUUUUUUAAUUCUUCAUAAAUAAACUACUUGGUUGUGCGUUAUAUAUGUCAGGGCACCUUAAUGAUAGCGAGCUCAGUCUCCUUGGUCACACAGCCCAUCUCACUGUCUGUGAGGCUGUGAGUGACCAGGAACAGCCCAGUGAAAAGCAGCUCACGUUACAGGAUUCCUUCAUGCCAGCGCAGUCAGCUUGCAAAUUUGCACAUUACCCAAAAUUGUUCCUGGGAGAUGUCUGUGCUGAGGACUGAGUCAGAGAGUGGGAUUGGCAUUUCCACAGGCUAAUCCGCCAUGAGCUGGAGUAGAAUGCUGUUUGUUCUUGGAAUCAUUGUCAUGGAGUUUUUAUUGAUGCUGUUCAGGAAGGACUGUCUUACUUGUGCACUUGGAGCCUGUGGUGUCAUGUCCUGGUUGUUUAUUUUGGGACAUUCGUGGAAUGCUUAUGGUUUAGUGUUAUGUGAAGAAGACUCCUUGUAUUUGUUGGAAGGUGCUAGAUUCCGCCAAUUCUGUACGAGUAGUAUAUCUGCAUGAAUAAACCUGUAGAUUGUGUUACAGCCACUAAA